UCAGCUGUUGAUCACAAGGAAAAUGCGAUCGAAAGCAAUUUAUUGUUGUAUUUGUUCGAAUCACACUAACAAAUGGAUUGAUGGAGAAAAGGUGACAAUGCACCGAUUCACGCUGAAUCAAAAUCUACAAAAGAUUUGGUUAAGUCGAUGUAAGUUAAUAAGAUCAGACUUUAGAUUUACAAGUUACAAUUCAACGAGAAUAUGUGGACAUCACUUUGUUGGAAACAAAGGUCCGACGAAAAUUGCUAAUCUGCCAUCUAUUUUCCCAACAAGAAUAUUCAAGAUAACGCAUUAUUCACCAGAUGUUUCAACUGCCGAGUUAGAAAUUCCAGAGAAUGCUGACAUGCAUGUACACAAAACUACUGAAGAGGAUCUCAUUGAAGGUGCUGUCAGUUCUAGUGGGAAUGGAUCAGAUGAAGAUACGUGUCAUCGGCGAAACUCUGAAAGUAAUGACGUAUUUCACCCGGCUCUCGAGGUAUAUAAGGCGAUAUCUAAGUCGCUUCCGGCAGAUUCCGAAGACGGCAACAACAGACUGGAAACCAGGAGAUUCUCAUGGAAAGCAUAG
Molecule: messenger RNA, 565 nt
Organism: Gigantopelta aegis
Lineage: Eukaryota; Metazoa; Mollusca; Gastropoda; Neomphalida; Peltospiridae
Exons: 3
Coding region: 23-565 (180 amino acids)
Source: RefSeq, a predicted model, not a curated record